This is a messenger RNA of Melospiza georgiana, 1269 nucleotides long. It is a transcript of the gene IL13RA1, whose product is annotated as interleukin 13 receptor subunit alpha 1. Gene Ontology annotation, cellular component: membrane; external side of plasma membrane. The record is from RefSeq and is a predicted model, not a curated record. The transcript is spliced from 10 exons. Bases 1 to 1269 code for a protein of 422 amino acids. Gene Ontology annotation, biological process: cytokine-mediated signaling pathway. NCBI's taxonomy places the organism in Eukaryota, Metazoa, Chordata, Aves, Passeriformes, Passerellidae. Gene Ontology annotation, molecular function: cytokine receptor activity; protein binding.
AUGGCUGUGCCCGCGGCAGCUCCGCUGCCCUGCCCGCUCCUCCUCGCCGUGUGCUGGGCGGCGGCGGCGGCCGCGGCGGCGGCAGCAAAAGUUCUUCCAUCUCCAUCCAACUUGAACUAUUCACUGACCCAUAUCUGUACUCUGACCUGGACAUGGAACCCCCCAGAGAACAUCAGCAGUAGCUGCAACCUGGAGUAUUCCAGUGACAUCGUCAUUAAUGGGGUUCCUGAGGACAGAAGAGAAUGGAGUAAGAGCCGAUUCCGUGUGACGGACGCGCACUUGAGUGAGGAAAUGCGCCUCAGAGUGAGAAGCGAGUGCAAGAAUGACAACACCAGUGAGCCCAGCCCCUGGGUGGAGACAUCCCUCCUGCCAAAAGGUAUUCCAGGUACUGCUGCUGUUGACUUGGGCUGUGUCUGGCACAAUCUGGAGUACAUGGCUUGUACCUGGCAUCGUGGGGAGAACGCAAGCAGUGACACCAACUACACUUUGUUCUACUGGUUUGAUGGCUUGGAAAACCCUAAGAGCUGUAGCAACUCCUCUAUAGACCAAGGAAUCUUUGAAUGCAUUUUCAAUCUUACCUUCCCAAAAGACAGGAGAACUUAUCCUGAUAUAAGUAUUUUGAUUAGAGGAGAUUCUGAAGAAGUCAGGCCUGUAUGUGCAAGUAAAAAUCCUACCACCCUCGUAAAACCUGCCACACCAAGACAAUUGACAUUGUCAAAGACUAAUGAUGGAAUUGAUGUAAAGUGGAGUGAAUCAGAAACUUUUCCAAAAAGUUGUUUGCAGUAUGAAGUUAAGUAUAGCAAUGGUGAUUUGGACACUGGUCAGAUCAUUGCAUCUGAGAGGAGUUCUGUGUCAAUUGCUGGCAUUGAUGCUCACAGCAAGUACAGCUUCAGAGUGAGAGCAAAGCCAAAGCGGGAGUGCUACAACAGCCACCUCCAAAGUGACUGGAGCGAGGAAAGGAGCAUCGGUGAGAAGAGGGACUCUACAAUCUAUUUAGUUCUAAUAAUUACCAUUCCAUUAAUAGUUGCAGUAUCUACAAUAAUUCUACUGAUUUAUCUAAAAAGGCUGAAGAUAUUAAUUCUUCCACCAAUUCCGGACCCAAGGGAAAUUCUCAAGCGCAUGUUUGGAGAGCAGAACGAGGAUUCCCAGAGCUCUGCAAAGGACGACCCCAUGAAUGCUUUUGACAGGUUAAUUAUAGAAGAAGAAAUUCAUUCUUUAAUUUUAACAGAACCUUCAGAGAGCACUAAUCCUGAAAAAGAAAACAGGUAG